Messenger RNA from Nestor notabilis (Kea), 1466 nucleotides. RefSeq names its product carbonic anhydrase X (gene CA10). The transcript is spliced from 9 exons. Gene Ontology annotation, molecular function: zinc ion binding; carbonate dehydratase activity. The record is from RefSeq and is a predicted model, not a curated record. NCBI's taxonomy places the organism in Eukaryota, Metazoa, Chordata, Aves, Psittaciformes, Psittacidae. Bases 228 to 1214 code for a protein of 328 amino acids.
AGAGCCCGGUGCUGGCAGUUGGCUUCGUGGUGUUUUUUGGAGGGCAAAGGAAGGGAAGGGAUCUCGCCUGAGCCGUGCAGAGAGAGGGCUCGGACAUGUGUUGUCAGCACAUCUGGGGAAUACAGUCUGCAAGUCCGAAAGGAAAUUUGCUGGGAUCGUUCAAACUGCGAUAUUGAUCUUUGUUAUUUUUUUUCGCUGAGGGAUGCACUUGGCAUGAGAAUCGGAGGAUGGAAAUUGUUUGGGAGGUGCUUUUUCUUCUGCAAGCGAAUUUCAUCGUGUGCAUUUCAGCUCAACAAAAUUCACCAAAAAUCCAUGAAGGCUGGUGGGCUUAUAAGGAGGUGGUCCAGGGAAGCUUUGUUCCAGUUCCCUCCUUUUGGGGCUUGGUGAACUCAGCUUGGAAUCUUUGCUCUGUUGGGAAAAGACAGUCUCCUGUCAAUAUUGAAACCAGCCAUAUGAUUUUUGAUCCCUUCCUAACUCCACUUCGCAUAAACACAGGGGGAAGAAAGGUCAGUGGGACGAUGUAUAACACAGGGAGACAUGUAUCUCUACGAUUAGACAAAGAGCAUCUGGUCAACAUCUCUGGAGGACCGAUGACAUAUAGCCACCGCUUAGAGGAAAUCCGGUUACACUUUGGAAGUGAAGACAGCCAAGGAUCAGAGCAUCUACUCAAUGGACAGGCUUUCUCUGGGGAGGUUCAGCUAAUCCACUAUAACCAUGAGCUGUACACAAAUGUCACAGAAGCUGCAAAGAGUCCUAAUGGAUUGGUGGUAGUUUCCAUAUUUAUGAAAGUAUCCGAAUCAUCAAAUCCAUUUCUAAAUCGUAUGCUUAACAGAGACACCAUAACGAGAAUAACGUAUAAAAAUGAUGCAUACUUACUACAGGGGCUUAAUAUUGAGGAACUUUAUCCAGAGACUUCUAGUUUCAUUACGUAUGAUGGGUCAAUGACAAUUCCACCCUGCUAUGAAACAGCAAGCUGGAUAAUAAUGAACAAACCUGUCUACAUAACAAGGAUGCAGAUGCAUUCUUUACGACUGCUAAGCCAGAAUCAGCCAUCACAGAUAUUUCUGAGCAUGAGCGACAAUUUCAGACCGGUCCAGCCUCUCAACAAUCGAUGUAUCCGAACUAAUAUCAACUUUAGUUUACAGGGAAAAGAUUGCCCAAACAAUAGAGCACAGAAACUACAGUAUAGAGUAAAUGAAUGGCUCCUCAAGUAAGUAAGACAGAGCAGGCAGAACCCAUAACCUCAGUGGAAUGCUACUACUGUGAAUUGACAUAAUCUAGAAUGCACCCAACCUCACUCUCUUUGGGUUUGGACAGCACUGCUAAUGUGCUGUAGGAAAAGAGCUGCCAUGCUGGGAACUCAACUCAAAAUUCAUUCAUAUGAUCGGUGGCAAAUAAAAAAGUAAAAAAGACAGUAUUACAGUAAAUGUGAUUACAAUUUUCCUGAACUAACUUAGCUUCACAAA